UAGCGGGGGUGACGGAAUCGCGAAAAAUCCGAGAGUAUUUUCGAUAAACGAUGCCGCUCUAAAACCCAAGAAUGGACAUAAGUUAACAAUGACGGGGGAGAAAAAGAAGAAAAAGCGGCUGAACCGCAGCAUUCUUCUUGCAAAGAAAAUUAUAAUAAAAGAUGGAGGCAGUCCUCAAGGAAUUGGUGAGCCCAGUGUUUAUCAUGCUGUGGUGGUCAUCUUCCUGGAGUUCUUUGCAUGGGGUCUCCUUACCACCCCAAUGCUUUCGGUACUACACCAGACAUUCCCCCAACAUACAUUCCUGAUGAAUGGGCUUAUUCAUGGCGUCAAGGGCCUGUUAUCAUUUCUGAGUGCUCCUCUGAUUGGCGCCCUCUCAGACGUAUGGGGACGCAAGUCGUUCUUGCUGCUAACGGUCUUUUUCACGUGCGCGCCCAUCCCGCUGAUGAAGAUCAGUCCAUGGUGGUAUUUUGCAGUCAUCUCCAUGUCCGGUGUCUUUGCCGUCACCUUCUCUGUGAUCUUUGCCUAUGUGGCGGACAUCACCCAGGAGCAUGAGAGGAGCACGGCAUACGGUUUGGUGUCGGCUACCUUUGCAGCUAGCCUGGUGACCAGUCCAGCCAUUGGGGCCUACCUGUCGGUGGCCUACGGCGACACACUGGUGGUGAUCUUGGCCACAGCCAUUGCCUUGCUAGACAUCUGUUUCAUUUUGGUGGCUGUGCCAGAGUCCCUACCAGAGAAGAUGCGACCAGCCUCAUGGGGAGCACCCAUCUCUUGGGAGCAGGCUGACCCCUUUGCUUCUCUGCGCAAGGUGGGCCAGGACUCGACAGUGCUGCUCAUCUGUAUCACAGUGUUCCUCUCCUACCUCCCUGAGGCCGGCCAGUACUCCAGCUUCUUCCUCUAUCUCAGACAGGUCAUCGGCUUCUCAUCAGAGACCGUGGCUGCCUUUAUCGCCGUGGUGGGGAUCCUCUCCAUACUGGCUCAGACGGUGGUGCUGGGGAUUUUGAUGCGCUCCAUAGGGAAUAAGAACACCAUCCUGCUGGGUCUGGGCUUCCAGAUCCUCCAGCUGGCCUGGUAUGGCUUCGGCUCCCAGCCCUGGAUGAUGUGGGCGGCUGGAGCAGUUGCUGCCAUGUCCAGCAUCACGUUCCCCGCUAUCAGCGCCAUCGUGUCCCGCAAUGCGGACCCUGACCAACAGGGCGUGGUCCAAGGGAUGAUCACCGGGAUCCGAGGCCUGUGCAAUGGCUUAGGCCCGGCGCUCUACGGUUUUGUCUUCUACCUGUUCCAUGUGGAGCUGACGGACACUGACGGCUCAGAGAAAGGUGCCAAAUCCAAUAUGGCCAAUCCCACUGACGAGAGUGCCAUCAUCCCGGGCCCUCCCUUCCUGUUUGGAGCAUGCUCAGUGCUGCUGUCUUUGCUGGUGGCCCUGUUCAUCCCAGAGCACACGGGGCCAGGCAUGAGGCCCGGCGCCUACAAGAAACACAGCAAUGGAGCACAGAGCCACUCCCACAGCCCCCAAGGUAGUGGGGCAGAGGGCAAAGAGCCACUACUGGAGGACAGCAGUGUAUAACCCCAGCUAUGGAGGGGAGGGGGGCACACUCACCCCAACCCUCCUCUCCGUGCAGACAUGGACAGAUACAUUCAUUUUACAACGUGCGCACAUUCACACCCCUGGCCCACCAUGAGGCCGGAGAGCCAGUAAAAGGUGUGGGCGUGUGUAUGUGUGUCCACAGCACAAAGUGGGCAGUCCCUCCGGAGCAGCUCGUUUUUUAGCAGGGUGGCGUGAGGACUUUUUAUGGACCUUGAAAGUUUGUUGACGAGUGUUUUGGGAGGCUGCUUUGGAGAAGUGUGUGCGCGCGUGUGUGUGUGUGUAAUGUGGAGAGCAACUUUGCUGAGCUGGACUCCAAAACUCAGUUUCUGUAUGGCAGUCACAGGGUGGAACACGUAGCAUUCUGCCCCCCAGUGGAGAGAGAACCACCCCACGGGCACACCGACAGUGAUUUUAGUUGAGGGUGUGAGUGGCUAUCGUACUUGUUACUAAAUCCCUGUGUGAUACUUCUUAUUCCUCCGUAGCCCCGUUUAGUGGCAACUUUGACCCUUUUGAUCCAACAACCAACAAAAAGUGUAAUGAACCGGUAGUCGGGCACUUGUCUAAUGGCCAUACACAAGCUAACUUCUGUUGUGAUGCUCUUUGUCGCGGCUGAGGCUGUGCGCGAGUGUCUGAGGGAGCAUAGGCGUUCCUCUCUGCAUACUGCAGGGGGGAGCACAGUGAAUGUAAACCCUCUAGAAGUGUUUUUCUGCAAGCUAGAUUUCUAAGAGAAGUUACCUAGAUCAGGAUGUUAGCCAAUGCUGAAAAAAGGUCAUUUUUUUUCUUUUUUCUUUUUUUUUAAAGGAGGGCCUUUUGGUCGACUUGAAAAAUUCUUACGACCACAUUUGUUGGAAUAUCACACUUCCCCACGGAGCGAAGCGUGCCAGAGAGACCACUCUUAGCCACCGCCGUUUUCAAUGUUUACCUGCCAUUCUCUAGGUUAGCAGUACAGUUUGGUUUGUGUGUUUUUCCUCUGUUCAGACGGAAGGCUAGUUGUGCUUCAAGUUUUUAUUCAAAAAGACAAAAUGUUGCCUUGAAGUCAUUUAUAUAGCAUAUAUAUUGAAAUUACGCAACCUGUAUGAAGACCGAGGUCUGAGAAGGCUCUGUAAUCUACUAUUGCUCCUAUCGGAGCCCCAACGUACAUUUUAGUGCACCCCUCCCUCGACACCGUUUUUCUUUCUCCACUUGACAUUUAAGCACCAUGGAGGUUGAAACAAAAACAGACAUAACCAUUGUUUUGUUUUUGUUUUGUUUUUUUGCCAGGUAUGUUUAUUUUAGCAACCAUAAUGUAUUGUAGAAGAUGUAUAAAACAAGUCGGUUAUGUUCCAUCAACUCCAGCUGGAAAAAACAAACAAAAACAAAACAAACAAAAACACAGCUAUCAAAGCCAUCUUAAGUUACAGAAUCGGAAUACUUUAUUCAUCCCCGAGGGGAAAUUGGGUAAAAAUUAAACAAAAGAAGAGUAAGAUCAUGGUAACACCAUUGAACAUAGUGUGAUUUCUUUUAACCGUCAUGGUCCAUAACAGAAGUGAUUCGAACUUUCUCAGAAACAGUAACUGAGGUAUUCUUAUGCUCCAAAAAUAUGAAACAAUGUUGUUUUCCUCGUCCUUUUCUCUGAACACUUUUAUUAUGAGAAGCGUAGCAACACGUUUACUGACAGAGAGAAAACAGCAUCUCUGACUGGUAUUGGGGCAACAGACCAUUGACAGACUGAUGAAUUGGAGAAAUGAACUCGCAAAGGAAGCUGGUGAGUUGGUGUGGACUCGGCAGGGCCGGGGGCAGUAAGAGAAGGAGCAUUAAGUUGUUGGGGGGGGGGGACAGGCUGUUAGCGGUGUGAAAUACCUCGCCCAGCAAAAAUCCCUCCUGCCCUGCCUGGUAUCCUGCGUUGUUGUCUCCAUCUAUUUGCUCUCAUUUACUCCACAUUUGUGUGUGUUGAGUGAAGUUAGCAGUAAGGCAGGAAAACGUAAAAGUUUUUGUCCUAAAUCUGAAGUAAACAACAGAUAUUUUGCUUGUUGCCAUCUUUCUCUCACACGUCACCAUUUAGAUUUAUGGAGGCAAGUUGACCACAACAUAUGGAAGAUUAGAAAUCUCUCAGCUCAUUGUUUUAUCUCAAAGCCCUCUGGAGCACUCUGAGCUAUGAUUUUGCCAUCUUUUGUUUUUAUUAUUCUGAUGUGUUUUGGGGAAUAUCAUUAGAUUCAAUAGAAUAUCACUUGUGCUGCUGCAGAAGUACUUGGAAUGGUUACAUGUAAUAUGAUGUAAAUGGCUGGACAGAGAAAACUCUCAACUGUGGUACUUCGGUAUGGAGUGUAAACCGUCUCAAAAAUCCCACGAGGUUUAAAUUCUAAUGUAAAUGGUUAUAAAUAGGCACUGGACAUUUCUGCAAUGGUGUGUUAGUGACGGCAGAGAAUUUUUCAGAUAACUGUAUUAGCAAACGGUGAAGCUUUGUUGUAAUUUUGAACGAUCAAUUUUUGUAGAUGCCUCAAGUGCAUUGGAAUAACCAAAUCACAACUUGAUCUGGACUAGCUAACAAUGGCUCUCUAGCUGUAAAACACCUAUCUGAAGUGAAAUAUACGUUCAUAUUCUCUGUGCCAAAUUUUUGUUGUUUUGAUUUGCUACUUUUGUACUUUUGCUUUGUGUUUGAGUGUGUGUUUGUGUGUGUGAGACUGCUUUUGGAUAUAUUUUUUUUGUCUUAAUUACAGUUGCUGAAGUUUUUUUUUUUAAAUAGCUUUUUAAAAAUCGAUCCAGCCCUUUUUAGGAAUCUUUUCAAUGUUAUGGUGAAUGUCAAUUUUGUUGUGCGUUCCAGUUUUCAUUCAACAAGCGUUUCACCUUGGUUGAGCUUGAUUAGCUUUUCUUCUCCAGAGUUUCAUCAACAGAGAACAUGAGAAUUAUUUGAAUGUUCCAAACAAAGUCGUACAUGUUGAUAAUGCAUACCAACCAAAAAUGCUACACCAUAACCAUGAAACCCGUGACUAUGCCUGCCAUCUCAUUUUAUCAUUUCAGAGCAGGUAUAUGCAUGAGGCCACUGAUGGUGUGCUUCUCCCCCCCCCCCCCCCCCCAUUGUCUUUAUUUUUAUAUAAUGGACCAACACACAAUUUAAACCCCUGAAUUCAGAUUCUAUCUGGUCUGGUUAGAUUCUGCACCAGCCCCGUGUGCACACCUACAGCUCUCAAGAAGAGCGUAAAUGUACAAAAUCACCUGUACAUACAGCAGAUGUGUAUAUAUGUAUUGCUCAUGGAGAUGGCCAUUUAUUGAUCUAUUUGGUUGUACGGUGCAAUUAUAUAUUUCUUAAGACUUACCUGCUAGCCACUCCUGUUUUUAGUACAAUGUGGUUUGUGGCCGAGCCCCCUCUCUGUGUGCCUAAUAUUAGCCAAGAAAUGAAUAUGGCAACAUGAGUAAAUGGUGGAUAUUAUGUAAAUAUGGGAAACUAAUGAAACUAUUUAUUAAAGGUUUAUUGUA
This is a messenger RNA of Lampris incognitus (smalleye Pacific opah), 5035 nucleotides long. RefSeq names its product major facilitator superfamily domain containing 14A2 (gene slc71a1-2). Lineage: Eukaryota; Metazoa; Chordata; Actinopteri; Lampriformes; Lampridae. Gene Ontology annotation, cellular component: membrane. Gene Ontology annotation, biological process: transmembrane transport. The transcript is spliced from 12 exons. The coding region runs from base 89 to 1561 and encodes 490 amino acids. The record is from RefSeq and is a predicted model, not a curated record. Gene Ontology annotation, molecular function: transmembrane transporter activity.